UCGACAGGAGAUAGUCGAUGGCGUGCUUUCUACCCCGACUCCACAAUUCCCCAAAACGGAAAUCCAAGAGUGACGAUUCGCCUAAGAGUACUGUGCUAUUGUCGGGAAGUCGUUUGUGAUGAAGAGAUACAUAUAAGCUAAGUCAAGUGACACAUAUCUUUGUAGUAAGUCCUAUAGGCUUGUGAACUCAAAUACUUCCUGUUUUCUCUCUAUUUGGGUAUCGCCCGACGUCGUGAUAUCUUGUCAUUCUCACUUAUCUGAUUCUCACCUUUCUCUUAUACCCGAGAAGACUUAAUAUCUGAAAUUAGUCACAAUGGCAGAGGAAUUAAGUAAAAACUUUGAGACACUUCAGCUCCAUGCGGGCGCCCAGAUAGAUCCAGCUACGAAUGCUCGCGCUGUUCCCAUCUACGCGACUACUAGCUUCGCCUUCAAUGACUCGGCACAUGGCGCAAGGCUGUUCGCCCUUAAGGAGUUCGGCAACAUCUACAGUCGUCUUAUGAACCCUACUGUCGAUGUCUUUGAGAAGCGAGUUGCUGCCUUAGAAGGUGGUGUGGCGGCAGUUGGUGCCUCAUCCGGCCAGUCGGCUCAAUUCAUGACUUUCGCUGCUCUCGCGCACUCUGGUGACAACAUUGUCUCAACUACCAACUUAUAUGGUGGCACGUACAAUCAGCUCAAGGUUUUCCUGCCACGACUCGGAAUCAAGACAAAAUUCAUCGAGGGUGAUAAGCCCGAGGACAUUGCCGCGGCUAUCGACGACAAGACGAAGGCCGUAUAUCUUGAGAGCAUUGGUAACCCUCGGUACAAUGUGCCAGACUUCGAGGCCAUUGCGAAAGUUGCUCAUGAGAAGGGUGUCCCCGUCGUUGUCGACAAUACUUUUGGAGCUGGAGGCUACUUCGUAAGGCCCAUUGAGCAUGGUGCAGAUAUUGUUGUCCACUCGGCUACGAAGUGGAUUGGAGGUCACGGAACGACAAUUGGUGGCGUCGUAGUCGACAGUGGAAAGUUUGACUGGGGCAAGAAUGGAGCCCGAUUCCCCCAAUUUGUUGAGCCGUCUGAGGGUUACCAUGGUCUUAAAUUCUGGGAGACCUUUGGCCCUAUCUCUUUCGCCAUUCGCGUGAGAGUUGAGAUUCUACGUGAUCUAGGUUCUUGUCUUAACCCAUUUGGAGCACAACAACUCCUUCUUGGCCUCGAGACACUGAGUUUGAGAGCUGAAAGACAUGCGCAAAAUGCAAUUGCGCUUGCGAAGUACCUUGAAUCCAGCCCCUACGUAAGCUGGGUAUCGUACCCGGGAUUGGCCAACCACCCCAGCCACGAACUCGCUAAGAAGUAUUUGAAGAGGGGUUUUGGUGGCGUUCUGAGUUUCGGAGUUAAGGGUGGUGGUGCUGCCGGUAGCCAGAUCGUCGAUGGGUUCAAGCUGAUCUCCAACUUGGCCAACGUUGGCGAUUCAAAGACGCUGGCUAUUCAUCCCUGGACCACAACACAUGAGCAGUUGUCAGAUGAAGAGAAGAUUGCCUCAGGUACGACUGAGGAUUUGAUCCGUAUCUCAGUCGGUACGGAACACAUUGACGACAUCAUUGCCGAUUUUGAACAAUCGUUCAAGAACGCGUCUGCUGCGACCACAAAGGGAGCAGAGGGAGGUUCGGGAGCGGAAGCCAAGAAGGAUGAAGCACCAACAGUCGUAUAAGGAACCUGCAAGCACAUUUUUGAAUAAUUAUACCCAUUCAAGUAGUAAAGAAUCAUAUCACAUUUGUGAGAUAAGGGGAAAUUUUAUGAGCACCCAAACUUGACAUGUUAUUAGAAUGCGGAAUAGCCAUGAAGCACUAGUCAAAUGAGACGCAUAGUUUUAGCGAUAAAAAGUUGCGAAGUUUAUAGAAGACGGAGAGAUGGGAUGGUAUGUUAAAUUUGGCUCUGCUUUCCAGU
Messenger RNA from Hypoxylon trugodes, 1917 nucleotides. RefSeq names its product O-acetylhomoserine ami. The record is from RefSeq and is a predicted model, not a curated record. The coding region runs from base 314 to 1681 and encodes 455 amino acids. The transcript has 5 exons. Lineage: Eukaryota; Fungi; Ascomycota; Sordariomycetes; Xylariales; Hypoxylaceae. Gene Ontology annotation, molecular function: transferase activity, transferring alkyl or aryl (other than methyl) groups; pyridoxal phosphate binding. Gene Ontology annotation, biological process: transsulfuration.